Molecule: messenger RNA, 1369 nt
Organism: Stegodyphus dumicola
Lineage: Eukaryota; Metazoa; Arthropoda; Arachnida; Araneae; Eresidae
Biological process (GO): regulation of transcription by RNA polymerase II
Cellular component (GO): nucleus
Molecular function (GO): RNA polymerase II cis-regulatory region sequence-specific DNA binding; DNA-binding transcription activator activity, RNA polymerase II-specific
Source: RefSeq, a predicted model, not a curated record
UGGCGAAAACCUGUAUUGCUUACUUCCAAAAAUUACAUUUGGCUUCAUUUUUCAAUUUUGGCGCAAAUUACGGUAACCUCUUAGUGUUGCCAUCGGUCACGUGAGACCCGCUAACUUCCGUAAACUCUCAGCGUUUGUCGUCGCAUAUAUCUGCAAACCUCGUAUAUAUCUCGUUGGGUGUUCCCAAUGUGAGCGCCUUCUUCGAUCAAAGCUAGCUGUUUAUAUUUUCAUACAAAGAAGAAACGUCGUGUCUAGCCCGAAUGACAGAACAUUUCCGAAAAGAAAUAUUUUAAAAGAGCACGUGCAUACCGUAAAAGAGAAGAACCUCGUCUGUGAAGUACUAUAUAACAACUGUUUACAAUAAAAUAUGAUUUAAACAUGCUUAAGCUUGUUCAUUCAACUCAGAAACCUCACCUGUGUGAUGUAUGUAACCGGUCAUUUAGCCGGAGAGGUCAUUUAGAGGAUCAUAUGUUUAUCCACACAGGAGAAAAACCUUAUGUUUGUGAGGAAUGUAACAAAUCAUUUAGACAAAAGAGAAAAUUAAAGAUGCAUAUUCUUAUUCAUACUGGAGAGAAACGAUUUCUAUGUCAAGUAUGUAACAAGUCAUUUGCCCAAAAGGAUGAUUUGAACAAGCAUAUACUUAUUCAUACCGGAGAGAAACCUCAUGAGUGUAUGGUAUGCCGUAAGUCAUUUGGACUAAAACAUAAUUUAAAAAUGCAUACACUUACUCACACAGGAGAUAAACCACAUGUAUGUAAUAUAUGUAACCAAUCAUUUAAACAUAAAAGUAAUUUAAAGGAGCAUAUGCUUAUCCACACAGGAAAGAAACCACAUGUGUGUGAGAUAUGUAAUAAGUCAUUUAGACAAAGUGGUGCUUUAAAUAAGCAUAUGCUUAUUCAUACAGGAGAUAAAUAUCAUAUGUGUGAAGUAUGCAACAAGUCUUUUACAAGGAAGUAUGAUUUGAACGUGCAUGUGGUUAUUCACACAGGAGAAAAACCUUAUAUAUGUCAAAUAUGUAACAAGUCAUUUAGUCAUAACAGUACUUUAAAAGUACAUAUGCUUAUCCACACAGGAGAAAAGCCUCAUAUGUGUGAGAUCUGUAGGAAGUCAUUUAGACAAACGUCUAAAUUAAACAGGCAUAUGCUUACUCACACAAAAGAAAAUUCAUCUGUAUGAGAUAUGUAAUAAGUCAUUUAAACUAAAAGGUUAAAAUAAUUGUAUGUUUAUUCACUUAUGAGAGGAAUCUUGUGUGUACGUGUAAUCUAACAGUUUAUUUAGAUGAAAGAGCGAUUUAAAUUAGCAUGUGGUUGCCCACACAGUAGAAAAACCUCAUGUGUUGGAGAUGUAUAAUAAAUCAUUUUGAGAAAAA